Molecule: messenger RNA, 810 nt
Organism: Lathyrus sativus (Indian pea)
Lineage: Eukaryota; Viridiplantae; Streptophyta; Magnoliopsida; Fabales; Fabaceae
Source: the annotation of a GenBank genome assembly
AUGUUAACAGUUAAUGCUCCAACAGCUAUUAUAAACUCUCAUUUAUACCGACAAGACUCAGCUUCCACGCAGCAUGCGUACAAAAUCAAUAAUGUUAAUUUCAUAAAUCUCAAUCUUGCUUUUCCUAAAACUAAUGGAAGUUCAUGUAGCAACAUAUUCCAUAGUUCAUCGUUCUCUUGGAUAUGUGAAAAGCAACACAAGGGCGUUCAUAGUAUAUUGCAGUGUGGGUUACAUGAUUCAAUUUCAUCCGAUGAUGAGUACCGUUCUUCACGCAACAUAGCCAUCACCUUGUUUAAGCGUUACAGGAAUUUUGCUGAUCGUGGAGGAGGUGACAAUCUUAAAGAGUUCAUCACUGCUGGAGUGAAUGCAUAUGAACUUGGGUGCACUGAUGAAGGAUUAAGGAAAGAGCUUACCGAUAUGAAGGACUCUGGCAUUGAAAUUGAAGCAAUGCAAAGUUAUGGUGGGAGCACAAGCUUGAAAUCUAAAAUCUUCUCGGAUGAGAUUGAUGAGUGCAUUCUGUGGUUAAGCAUUAUAUUUAUCACAAUCUUGUGUACACCCCAGCUAACUAUUGUUAGAUGGUCAUCAACACCUUCAGUGUCAGAUGAAGUGAGAAUUCAAUGGAAAGGAUUUUGUGCUCUCAUAGCAAAUGCAUAUUUUAUGAAAGGAAUGGCUUGGCUACCUGUAAAGACUCUUCAAUUAGAGCAGACGGCUGUGAUGGACGAAGCUGAGAAACCAUCCGUUGUUGCUAGCAGAAUGCGCUUAGUCUUUAGCACACUGGAGGUAGUGAGUCCGCAGUGGCCCAAAGUGUAG